CUCACUACCGAAACUCACCGAAGGAAACAGACGCCAGUGCUCCUCCCGGGGCUGCCACCACGGCUCCGGCAGGCGGGCCGGGGACCGGCCGAACCUGAGUUGACGGUGGAGGGGCUCGGGUUAGCUAGAUGGGCGGUUGGUUAGAUGCGUAAGCGGUAGUAUGCGAGCUCAGUUCGUUGUUGCUGGUUGGCUGUCUAGUCGGCCGAUCCGUCUGCUCACCCGGCCUGCCCUUUCCUGCCUUUCGUCUGCAGCGGCCGCCAGCUCCUGCUCGGUGUCCAAAACAAAAUGGCCGCCACGUCCAGUGCUUGUCUGACCGGCUAAAAUGGCGUCUACGCAAUUACGUCAGGCGUCAGAUCCGCGCACGACUAGAGGGCGGGAAAGAUUUGAGCUACGCCUGCGCAGAGUUGAGAAGCUGAUGUCUCCUCGACUUCCAACUGGAACCUUGAACCCCCACAUUUCUGGACCUUGAGCAUUCCUCAAGUAGGAAGAUGUAAUGCACCUUGACCUCUUUCUAAAUAAGACACUUCCCCAAAUAAGGGGAGUUGAGAGUGAACAGUCUUCACGUCUCCACCCACUUCCAGAUCCCAGAGGAGACAGACAUCGGAUGGCUGUUACCUCCUCCUAAAAUGUCUGCAUUUACCCAGAUAAUCUUCCAAUGGAAAUCCAUGGUUCAAGUGCCACCUCUUCAGGAAAGCCAUCUGACUUCAAUCAGGCAGCAGUGGAUGGUGCAGGGGAAAGAGGUGGGAAGGAGGUCCUGGGAGGGACACUGGAUGUCUUACCCCAAGCUGGGCCUUGCAGUACCUGUGGCUGGCUGUGCUGGUUGAGCCCGAAUCGACCACGGAAAUUUGACACCUCCGGGCUUGGAAGCAGCUCUCUCCUCCUUCCCCGCUGCUUAUAAACCUCAGCCCUGAGGCUCCAGCUCACUCUACCCCAUCUCCUUGCCGGGUGAGUCUCAUGGCUGACCCUGGAGGGAGGCUGGAGAUCAUUUUUUCUUCCUGGGCUCCCAGGUCCCUCCCCCAGAGCCAGCUCAGACAGGAAUUCAGGAAGGAGCUUUGGAUGAUCGAGCAACAGCGCGUGCAGGAGUGUGUGACGGGGUGGACAGAAAAGAGAAUGCCUCUUCCAGCCCCACCCGCCGCACCCCAGGGGGUUGUGAGUGCCUGUACUAAACCCGUCCUGGAGCAGGGAGUCAGAGACGCCCCGUUCCAGGACCCUUGUCACCGGGAGACAGGAGCGGGGAGGAUCUGUGGGGUCCUGGGUUCAGCACUCUGCCCUGCUGCCGCUGAGGAGAGGUAAGGGUGGAGCGGGGCAGAGAAAAUGGGUCUGUUCAGACGGAGCCAGCUCUGACCACAGGGGACAUUUGCCAGACCCUGUGCUUCUCUGCUGGGAGGAGCGGUUAGAGUGUGUGUGGGCGGAUGCGAGUGGCCGGAGACCAGGGCCCAACAUAAACAAGCUUUGGAGACAAACAACCUUAUGACCUGUCAGCCCUGACAAAGGUCAGCUAGCCCCUUGAGGACAUCAGCUUUGGCCUCAGGGUCCUAAUGGCAGCAGAACCACUGACAGAGCUAGAGGAGUCCAUUGAGACCGUGGUCACCACCUUCUUCACCUUUGCAAGGCAGGAGGGCCGGAAGGAUAGCCUCAGCGUCAACGAGUUCAAAGAGCUGGUUACCCAGCAGUUGCCCCAUCUGCUCAAGGAUGUGGGCUCUCUUGAUGAGAAGAUGAAGAGCUUGGAUGUGAAUCAGGACUCGGAGCUCAAGUUCAAUGAGUACUGGAGAUUGAUUGGGGAGCUGGCCAAGGAAAUCAGGAAGAAGAAAGACCUGAAGAUCAGGAAGAAGUAAAGCCGCCUGGCUGAGAUGGGGUGGGCAGGGCAGAGCUGAUCAGGGCCGAGCAGAACCGCACUCUUCCCAAAUAAAGCUUCCUCCUUGAAACACAAA
Molecule: messenger RNA, 1931 nt
Organism: Homo sapiens (human)
Lineage: Eukaryota; Metazoa; Chordata; Mammalia; Primates; Hominidae
Gene: S100A13
Product: S100 calcium binding protein A13
Exons: 7
Coding region: 1539-1835 (98 amino acids)
Cellular component (GO): extracellular region; cytoplasm
Source: RefSeq, a predicted model, not a curated record